UGAACCCACUGUCACCUACGGAAGUAAACUUUGGAGCUAGCUAAGUUAACGAACAGUAAAAAUGCUACACAAAUGGGGGAUGUAAAGUGGAUCCUGUCCGUUGUCUUGGUGUUUUGCUGUAUAGUCCGUGUGCACUCCAAUAAGUUUUGUACGUUGCCGACCACUGGACGGUUAGGAUGUGGUGAUAAGAAUGAAAAGGAGUGCGCUAUAGAUGGCUGCUGUUACCAGGACAACAAGUGUUAUCUGGGCUCAAUCGACAAGUGCGCUGUUCAACACAGUCAGCGAGUAGACUGCGGCGCUGGAGUGGCGGGAUUAGACGAGGAGAAGUGUUUAAACUUAGGAUGCUGCUGGAAUGAAUGCGAUGGCCCUGAUUACUGCAGUGGUGUAAAGUGGUGCUUUUAUAAAUCUGGAUUUGGGUACAAUGGUAUUCGGGGGUGCUAUAAGCUAAGGAAUGACAAUAGCGAUAGGGCUCUACCAGACGCGGCAUACGAAAACAAUGGUGCUCUAAAUAUAUCAACGUGUCUUCAUAAAUGUCGCGACGGUGGUUACUCGCUGGCUGGCGUUGAAGGCGGAAAGAACUGUUACUGUGGACGUAGAGGGACGAAGUACGCUCGGUACGGAGGGAGCGGCGAUACAAUGUGUAACGUGCCAUGCUCUUCGAGCGCCAAGGGUGAGCUGUGCGGAGGCAGUGGCUACAUCACCGUGUUUGACGUUGAUGUUUUUUUUGCCACAACGCCGACUUUACCCGUGACAUCUACAGGAUCCAUCACCAUCACAGCAACCGCUACCACUGAACCCACUACAACCACAAAACCCACAACAACCUCAGAACCCACUACAACCACAAAACCCAUUACAACCACAAAACCCAUAACAACCAAAGAACCCACUACAACCACAGAAACCACNUAG
Molecule: messenger RNA, 912 nt
Organism: Lingula anatina
Lineage: Eukaryota; Metazoa; Brachiopoda; Lingulata; Lingulida; Lingulidae
Cellular component (GO): plasma membrane
Source: RefSeq, a predicted model, not a curated record